AUGCAAGCAACUCACCCAACUAUCUUGAUCAACUUUGUGCCGGCUAAAUGCACAAGCGUUGCGCAACCCCUAGAUGUUGUGGUCAACUGCAUAUUCAAACAGUUGUUGAAAAUUUCUUACCAUGCAUGGCUCGUCGACAACUUGCUGUCGCAGAUGAAACAUGGCAAAGACAUGUCCCUCGACACCUCUAUUGGACCUAUGCGUGAUGCAAGCAUUGGAUGGCUUUGGAACGCGUUCUCAGCAAUCCAGAAAACUGUGUUAGUUCAAAGGGCAUUUGAAAUGUGUUCCACAGGGUGCCUAAAUCUCUCCUACAAAAGUCUCACGUCAUUCACAGCCCGUGAGAAUCUUAGAAACAUAAAACAUACCCGGCCGGAGUUCUGGCGAGAACUCAACACAACGACAACAGAUGAACUGUGCCCAGCCACUGUUGAGAAGCUAACAGAGGAUAUUGAGGCAACGGAACUCAAUGAUGAAGGAGGACUUGAUGACAGCGACGUACUUAUGGCAGACUUGACCGUGCAUGUCAUGAAGAAACCCGGGAGAAACCACUGUUAUACUGAACGCACACUACAGGCAGGGCUUUCAUCCUGUGCUGAAGCCGAGGGCAAUCUACCUGAACUUGCAGAAGUCUUGGCAACAGAUGCACAGAGAAAGAGCCAGCGAGAAAGAAAGCCCAAUCGGUUGUAUACCGGUUGGUGGAGGCACGUGAAUGACCAAGACCAGGACUUGAGCUUGAAUGCCGAGAAUGGGAUGGAUUCAGAGAUUGUUGGUCUAGCCUCGCAAACCAGGACCGAGACCAAGAAUCAGUCGCAAAAAGGAAGGGAAGGUAAAAAGAACACACCAAAGCGGUUCUAA
Messenger RNA from Marasmius oreades (fairy-ring Marasmius), 855 nucleotides. RefSeq lists its product as uncharacterized. Lineage: Eukaryota; Fungi; Basidiomycota; Agaricomycetes; Agaricales; Marasmiaceae. The record is from RefSeq and is a predicted model, not a curated record. The transcript has 2 exons. Bases 1 to 855 code for a protein of 284 amino acids.